Messenger RNA from Trichomycterus rosablanca, 6509 nucleotides. It is a transcript of the gene mtmr4, whose product is annotated as myotubularin related protein 4. Gene Ontology annotation, molecular function: phosphatidylinositol-3,5-bisphosphate 3-phosphatase activity; protein phosphatase binding; phosphatidylinositol-3-phosphate phosphatase activity. Lineage: Eukaryota; Metazoa; Chordata; Actinopteri; Siluriformes; Trichomycteridae. The transcript is spliced from 20 exons. Gene Ontology annotation, biological process: phosphatidylinositol dephosphorylation; regulation of autophagy. The coding region runs from base 184 to 3498 and encodes 1104 amino acids. Gene Ontology annotation, cellular component: membrane; cytoplasm. The record is from RefSeq and is a predicted model, not a curated record.
GUGUUCAGAGUUCAGUCCAACUUUUCUUAAAAAAAAAAUCCUUUCCUCAGAACCGAACCCUUUCUCCGAUUCAUCAUCAUCAACCAGCAGAAGCUGUAGUGGAGUCCAGAAGACAGAAGAAGGAAAAAGGAGCACUGGAGGAACCAGAGCGGAGCCCCACUUAACACAGCACCUGCAGAAAACAUGGGUGAGGAGGGGCCUCCCAGUCUGGAGUACAUCCAGGCCAAGGAUCUGUUCCCCCAGAAAGAUCUGGUUAAAGAAGACGACAGCCUUCAGGUGCCUUUCCCAGCUCUUCCAGGUGAGGGGGUGGAGUAUCUGGGCCGUGCCGAUGACGCCAUCAUCGCUAUCUCCAACUACAGACUGCACAUCAAGUUCAAAGACUCCAUUAUCAAUAUGUACCCAGGUGUGGACACUGAGAUUUCUGUGCCUCUCAGGCUGAUUGAAAGUGUGGAGAGCAGAGAUAUGUUCCAGCUGCACAUCGUCUGUAAGGACUCCAAAGUUGUGAGGUGUCACUUCUCCACAUUUAAACAGUGUCAGGAGUGGCUAAAGAGGCUACAUCGAGCUCUAGCUCACCCCACCCGACUGGAGGACCUGUUUGCCCUGGCCUAUCACGCAUGGUGCUUGGGGGGCUGCACAGACGACGAGGACCAGCACUUACAUCUCUGCAGACCAGGCGAUAAUGUUCGUCAAAGGAUGGAGCUGGAGGUGAGGAGAAUGGGCUUCGAUAUGCAGAACGCGUGGCGAGUGUCCGACAUCAACAGCAACUUCAAGCUGUGCUCCAGUUAUCCCCAAAAACUGCUGGUGCCAGUGUGGAUCACUGAUAAAGAACUGGAAAGUGUGGCCUCUUUCAGGUCCUGGAAAAGAAUUCCAGUGGUGGUGUACAGGCAUCAGAAGAACGGUGCUGUGAUUGCACGCUGCAGUCAGCCUGAGAUCAGCUGGUGGGGAUGGAGGAACACUGAGGAUGAGUAUCUGGUUACAUCCAUCGCCAAAGCUUGUGUGUUGGAUCCGGGAUCUCGAGUAUCUUGCAAGACACGAGGGGAAGGAGCCGACACUUCGGACUGUGAUUUUGACUCAUCUUUGGCUGUGGGUGCCAGUCCUGAUGCCAACACCACACCUCAAAAACUGCUGAUCCUGGACGCCCGCUCCUACACUGCUGCAGUGGCCAACCGUGCCAAAGGAGGCGGUUGUGAGUGUGAAGAGUACUACCCCAACUGUGAGGUGAUGUUUAUGGGGAUGGCCAACAUCCACUCCAUCAGGAACAGUUUCCAGUCUCUUAGAGCUGUGUGCAGUCAGAUCCCUGAUCCUGGCAACUGGCUGUCUGCACUAGAGAGCACUCGUUGGCUUCAGCAUCUGUCCGUCAUGCUGAAGGCAGCUACUCUGGUGUCUUCUGCAGUGGAGAGAGAGGGACGUCCUGUGCUGGUUCACUGCUCAGACGGCUGGGACCGCACACCACAGAUCGUGGCGCUCGCCAAAGUCCUGCUCGACCCCUAUUACAGAACAAUCGAGGGUUUCCAGGUGCUGGUGGAAACAGAGUGGCUGGAUUUCGGCCAUAAGUUUGCAGACCGCUGUGGGCAUGGCGAGAGUGUAGAAGAUGUGAACGAGCAGUGCCCAGUCUUCCUGCAGUGGCUGGACUGUGUCCAUCAGCUCCUAAAGCAGUUCCCUUGUCUUUUUGAGUUCACCGAGGCAUUUUUAGUCAAGCUGGUACAGCACACAUACUCAUGUCUCUACGGUACGUUUCUGUGCAAUAACGCCCAGGAGCGAGAAGCUCGAACCGUCUACAAGCGGACAUGCUCUGUCUGGUCCUUGCUGAGAGCCGGCAACAAAAACUUCCAGAAUUUUCUCUACAUCCCAUGCCAUGACAUGGUCCUGCAGCCAGUGUGCCACACCCGGGCUCUGCAGUUGUGGACAGCUGUUUACCUGCCCACCUCCUCCCCGUGCACUGCAGCCGAAGACACUAUGGAAAUCUACCUAAGCCCUUCCUCCCAGGGAGAGGAGCUCACCUCACGCUCACUUGAUAGGCUCCCUAAGACGCGUUCUAUGGACAACUUGGUGUCCGCUUUUGAAAACGGUGUGGCCCUCACUCGAACCUCCAGUGACCCCAACCUCAACAAGCACUGCCAGGAGGGACGGCCCACUCUGGAGACAGUGAUGGGCCAGGCCGGCAGUUAUACCGACACCUCAGAUGUCACCUUUGACACCAGAGUUGACAGUGAGGACCAGGACAUGGAGACGUGCGAGCAAACCGCACUUUCAUCUCUCAAGUCGGAACAGGGUGGCUGCAUGGAUGACAAAGUGGAGUUUUGUUUCACCACACAGCCAUUGCCAACCUUGCCUCACCCCUUAACGUUAGACUCGGCCCUGCCGCAAACCCAAGCUCCACCGAAUUUAGAGCAGGCUGUGCUUCAAAUCACCAGUCCUCCCUUCCCAUCUUUACCGCAGGAAGUGGUAAAGAAUAGUAGGACUUCUGACACCACUCCAUUGCUUAGUUCACCUGCUGAUCCACUUGAUAGUCCUGUCACCAAUGGCACUGAGAAGUUAAAGAGCACCAUCAACACACCUGACUUUUCUUCUACUGCUGCUGAGCUUUUAGAGAUCAAAAAACUAAAUUCACUUGUCAAGCUGGAAGAUUCGACUGAGACCAUCAAGGAUGAGAGUGUCACUGACCUGCCUUCUGUUCAAAAAGUCAUCAGUAAGGCUCAGGCUUCAAUCCCAGCUGCAAAUGACGAUAAGUGGGCGCAAAGUGUUACGAAACUUCUACGCGCCCAAGCGGGAAGCGUCAACGGCUUGCAUCGAGAGCCCCCACGGAGUCUAUGUAGUCCAGUCCAGCCUGCUUGGAUGUCAGCAGUAAAAAACGCCACAUUAUGGAAUUCUUCUUCCUUUUCCUCUGCCCUGGGACCGGCAUCAUUCCGGCAGGGUCCUUUAGCGGCCCACUGCCUGGACGAUGACGGCCUGCCUGUGGCGCUUGACGCUGUGCAGCAACGCUUACGCCAGAUCGAGGCCAGCUACAAGCAGGAAGUGGAGGUGCUGCGCCGUCAGGUCAAAAAGCUGCAGAUGAAGCUUGAGAGCAGGCAAUGUGGCUCGCCUCCUUCAGAACCAGACAUCUAUGAUGAGGAUGAUAUAACGUGCCUGCGUGAGUCGGAUGAUGGUGAUGAAGAGGACUCUUUGUCGGCCCACAGCGAGGACCGCCUCAGUGAGGGCAGCUGGGAUCGUGUGGAAAGGAGGGAUACCGAGGUUACCAGGUGGGUUCCAGACCACAUGGCAUCACAUUGCUUCAGCUGUGACAGUGAGUUCUGGAUUGCUAAGAGACGCCAUCACUGCAGGAAUUGUGGGAACAUUUUCUGUAAAGACUGCUGCCACCUGAAGCUGCCCAUCCCAGAUCAGCAGCUGUACGAUCCAGUGCUGGUGUGCAACUCGUGCUACGACCAUCUGUUGGAAAGCCGAACACGAGAACUUAGCUCGCAGCAGCUCAAAAAGCCCAUCGCCACAGCCUCGAGCUGAGCUGUUAAAUUAGAUUCCCACUCUGUGGGCUACCAGGCCCUCUAGGUGCCCAGUGAAGCACCUGCUUAUUUUGCCAGAAGCGCGAUGCCCACUUGAGGAGGAAGAGGAGGACGAGAGGGAUUGAUGGGUCGUUGUGAGCUGGACCACUUCAAGAAAGAGGGCAAAGACUGGACUGGACUGGGCUGAGUUAGGGACUAAAUAGAGUGUGUGCGUGAAGGCUUUUAAUCGCAGAGAGCUGAACUAAUGAACUUUUUCUUUAGUUGGGAGAGGAGCCGACAGGCAAAAACUGUCCAGCACUUGCUGGUUAACGGCAUUAGACCAGCACUGGGUGCUGUGAUUGCAGAAUCCAUGCUGUGAGACUGCUCAGUGUUUUCAUUUUAAAAGCAGACGUACUUAUCUAUUACUGCAUAUAAAUCUGUUCAUCGUAGUAUGGUCACAAAGAUGUGGAUAUAUACACAUACACACACAUACAGUCCUACAAUACACACCAUGGACAAUCUCUCGCCUGCCCCUAAAACCAAUGAUUUAAAAGCUUCAAUGUUUAAAAGGAAGUUAGAAAAGAAAAAGAUGCUGCUACAGUGUUUAAAAUAAUUCUAAUUUUUGUAUCUUUAUUUUGUGCACUCUAAGCUGUUGUAAAUUUGAGGGAAAUUCGAGACCAAACCAGGGCCAAAGGGAGAGAACGCAUGGUUUGUUUACUUGCUGUGGUCUGGUCUGAUGGGCUGUGUCUGUGCUGGACUUGAAUGCAAUGUGAUGCCAGUUUGGUAUGUUUUUAAUGGUUAAAAUUAUUGCUGGAGGAGCUUGUCUCAGAUCACUGUAAAGAAAAACUUCUACAUGAUGGAGACCACUGGGUUGUGUGCUUGUUACUGCACUUUAUAAGGGCAAAAAGUUGUGCACAUUAUUCUGGACAUUAAAUGAAACUGUAGCAAUGCUGUACUUCCAAACAGAAGUCCUGUUGCAAUAUUGUGUUUACCUAGUCCUCAUGCAUUUUUUCCUUGGCAUAUCCACUAGGGGCAAACCAGUCACCAGCUUAAUCUAAAACCUACGUGAAGUUUGUGAUGUUAGCUUUUUAAAACCUGGAAAAUUAAAUGGUUGCAAUUUUACAUUGCUUAACAAAAAUACAGUAAAUCCUGACUAUGCCGGAGUCAUCCGCUUGAGAAUCUGUACACAAGACUAAAAUCUAUACCGAAAGUCUGGGAACAUAAAAUAUAUGUAAUGGAAUUACAGAGACACUUUUUUUUUUAAAUAUUAGGACGGUCAUUGCAUUAAAAUUACCACUGCAUUCAUUUCCCAGCAAAACCUCCAGUGCUUCGAGCGUAAAUCUAUUAUACGGGCUAAAGUUAGUGGAUAGAAUUAUCCUGUAUUUAGUCCAUUUGGUUUUCCUCAGUGACUUAAUAAAGCACAUUAAUUAUAGUUUAACCUGCUUUACAGGUACAAUAAUAAUAAUAAAAAAAACUUCCAUGACCCCCAGUCACAAAUGUCAUGUGACAUUAAGCCACUGUUGCUUAUUGGCUGGUGGCACCAUGUGAGUUUUUUUCAGUAGCUUUCCCAAAAUAAUCACUUAAUAGACUUUCAUUUCAAAUGACAAGCAUUUUGAUGUAUUUUUUUUAAUUAUCAAAUAUACUUUUUGGUGCCACUUAAAUACAUUGUUUGGCCAAUAAAGUUAGCUAGCUUCAACUGUCUGUGAGAGGCUUGUAAUCCUACAGUCUGACCACAUAUUUAACGCACAGGUUUUCUCCCUGUUUCACUUUGCAGCUGUGUUCCCUAUAAUGUUAAAUACUGCCACAUGUUUUUAUAUUUGCGUGAGUUGGUGUGCACACAUGGGGUGUUGCAUCAAGGAGGAAAAAAUAAGUUUCAUUUUGAUCAUGUAAGCAAUUUGUUUUCUGCAUUCAGUUUGAAACAGUAGUCAGAAUUAAUGUUUGGUUUAGUGCAUUGUAAUAACAGGUUACACUUAUCAUGACAGUCCUAAUAAGUGUCUCUAAAAACACAAAUAAGUCUGUAGUUAUAAAUGGUUUGUUUAUUACCCUCUUUAGACUCAUUUUUUGGGAUGUUGGAGGCCCUUUUGAGUUCUUUUUGCUUCAUGAAUGGCUUGCAUUGUUUUUUCCCCUCAUUAGCGUCAUUUUGAAGUAUUGAUGUUAAUAAUGAUUGAAAGAACAAAUAUGAUGAACCACAUAAUUGACCGAUGCACAGAUGCUGGUACCUAGAGGACGUCCAGUGUCAACUAAUGUCAAUUGUUUUUCCUUUGAAUUUUACCACUUUACCCAAGUUGGAUUUACUACAGUCACUCCAAUUCCAUGUUUAUUGUACAACAAGCCAGCUAGUUAAUACGCUAGUUAGUAUGUUGGUAUCAAACCGUAUAGUUCCAAGGAAAAAGUCUGCACAGAAAUUGGUUUCACUACAUAGUUUUUUUUCUGCCAGGGGAAGUCUGUUCUCUCAGUGUGAUAUACUGUAUGCAUUAGACACUUACUAAAUCAAAAUGCGAAAAUAAAUGGAUUUUAAAUAUGAGGAAAAAGUAAUGACUGAAAGAAAACAAUAAAUAGUUUUGCCCCAAGUAUUGUAUUUAAAUUAUGUUGUUUUUUUGUUUUUCAAUUCAGAAUCCUAGCAUCACUGAACAGCAUUACAUACAAAAACCCUCUUUCGAUUGUUCUAGCUAAGAUGUUUUCUUGUUGUAUAUGUAUUGUUUAACUGUUUCUCAAAAUAGUAGUGCCAUUUAUUUUGUUUUGUAUAUUUGUGCCUUUUAUUAUGAAAUACACUGUUUUAUGUUUAAGGGUACGAAUAGUUAGCAGAUUAUUUUCAGAUGUUCUGCCAUGUUUAACACGAAAGGUUUUUUGUUUUGUUUUGUGUAAAUGGCAAAUAAUGAAGGAACAUUUUGGAUUUAGAAAAAAAUACAAACCUCACUGUACUAUAGUUAUAUCUGUACUAGUGACUAAAUCAUGUCACUUAGUAAGUUAUUGUUGUAAAGAAAUGCACUGGUCAAGUCAAAACUCAUGGGUUGAAUAAAAACAUGUCAGUUA